Bipolaris victoriae FI3 is the source of this 888-nucleotide messenger RNA. RefSeq lists its product as hypothetical. NCBI's taxonomy places the organism in Eukaryota, Fungi, Ascomycota, Dothideomycetes, Pleosporales, Pleosporaceae. The record is from RefSeq and is a predicted model, not a curated record. The annotation marks the transcript as partial. The transcript has a single exon.
UCUUUCCUGGACCUUCCCCCGGAGCUGAGGCUCAUGAUCUAUAAGCACUUAUCCAUCACCACAAAGCACCUAGUCCUGGAACGCUCACUCAACGAGUACGGUGGUGCGUCGACCAUUCGGCUAGUCGUAAAAUUUGCACCCGUCGAGAUCUUGAGGACCUGUCGGUUGAUCUACCAAGAAGCCCAUGCCUGUGUCAACAGGCUUGUGGAAAGAUGCCAACGCCUGCAAGUCAUUGUCGACUUGUCCAUGAUGAGAACCUUUUGUGGGAUAGUCUGCAGCACAGAGACUGAUGACGUGGGAAAGAUUUUCAUAAUGAUUAUGCAAGAGUCUUGUUCACCUACGGUUCUACCUGCAGAGCAAGGCCAGCACCGAAACCGUUUUAGUUUGCCACCAUCAGAUCGCGUGGUAUCGGCGGAAUACGCAAUUAAACUCCGAAACUUUAUGGAGCGGAGCAUCAAGUAUGUAAACCACAUGCUCAAUAUGUGCAUACUAGAGAUUGCCGUCACGAUACCAGAACAUGUCAGAAUAAUGGGAGGACAAACAAUAUAUCCACUGAUGGGUUUUCCAUGGAGAGCAGCGCAUCGGAGGCAAGAAUUUCGCUUAUAUGCUAGGGUGGAAGGGGAACUGGAUGCCACGAUGGAGAUCGAGUACGGCAUGCUGAUAAGAGAAUGGAGUUGUUUUCUGCGUUAUGAUGGUCAAGAAGAUGCGAAGGUGCUCGGUGAUGUAGAAUGGCAAGCGGACUGGGAAGGAAUUGAGGUUCGGGAGAAUUACGUAGAGGCAGAAGCGGUGUUGCAUGUGAUGAUAGAGGAGGCUCGCAGGCAACCAUCACGUCACCAUGUGUCGAGCUUCCUAAGGUUGGAAAACGAAGUGAGGUCUCUAGGACUCUAG